Messenger RNA from Branchiostoma floridae (Florida lancelet), 1100 nucleotides. Its product is annotated as acetyl-CoA carboxylase-like. Lineage: Eukaryota; Metazoa; Chordata; Leptocardii; Amphioxiformes; Branchiostomatidae. The record is from RefSeq and is a predicted model, not a curated record. The coding region runs from base 65 to 412 and encodes 115 amino acids. The transcript is spliced from 4 exons.
UAGAGCCCCCCGGAAGGCUGUUGACGACGGCUCGCUGCCCCGCGUGGUGAGUCUGGGGGAGAACAUGAAUGACCUUGACCUUCCCCCGUGUCAGCGCAUGGGCGCCAUGGUGGCCUUCGACAGCUUCUCGGCUUUCACAAGAGUUUUUCCUGAGUUUCUGGACCUAGCAGCGCCCCCACAGGCAGACUCUCCCCUGUUCCAGGAAGUGAUGUCGAUGUUCCGGGACAGCCCGCCCCCCUCUCCCAGCUUCACGGACAGGAACCAGGGAUUCAUGGAGAAGGGCACGUCCGGCAUGUACGGGAGCAGUGAUAGUCUCAGCAGCCUGAACGAACAGGUGAGCACAGGUGGACAGGUGUGUUACACAGGUGUGUUACAUGGAGAAGGGCACGUCCGGCAUGUACGGCAGCAGUGAUAGUCUCAGCAGCCUCAACGAACAGGUGAGCACAGGUGGACAGGUGUGUUACACAGGUGUGUUACAUGGAGAAGGGCACGUCCGGCAUGUACGGGAGCAGUGAUAGUCUCAGCAGCCUGAACGAACAGGUGAGCACAGGUGGACAGGUGUGUUACACAGGUGUGUUACACAGGUGUGUUACAUGGAGAAGGGCAUGUCCGGCAUGUACGGCAGCAGUGAUAGUCUCAGCAGCCUCAACGAACAGGUGAGCACAGGUGGACAGGUGUGUUACACAGGUGUGUUACACAGGUGUGUUACAUAGGUGUGUUAGGCAGGUGUGUUACACAGGUGUGUUACAUAGGUGUGUUUGGCAAGUGCUAAGUGAGACAUACAACAUAUAUAAUAAUAUAUCACCUGAGGUAGAUGUAUGCAUAUUUUGUUGAGCUGCUUAGGUUUUACAUAGUCACAUGUAAGUACAUGUAAGUGCAUACAGGUUGUUAGCUCGACUGGUUGAACUGACACACAGGUGAGUCAAACAGGUGGGACAGGUGUAAUUUCUGAGGAGGUAUUUAAAUCUGUCAUAGAAAUACAUAAACCUCAUUGACAAAGAACAGUUGUCUGUAUAUAAAAUGAUUGUAAAACUGUAUCAAUCCCAACAUUGUCCACUUCUCAGCACAUGACACUUGACUGUUUCACAGACCAGAGAAAA